AACACGUUGUGUUUCUUGUCCUUGUAGUUUCUGCAGGACACCCUUGAUGCCCUGUUUAACAUUAUGAUGGAGAACUCAGACAGUGACACGUUUGACACCCUGGUGUUUGAUUCCUUGGUAUUCAUAAUUGGACUCAUUGCAGACAGAAAGUUUCAGCACUUUAACCCCGUCCUUGAGACCUACAUAAGGAAGCAUUUCAGUGCUACUCUGGCGUACACGAAGCUGACCAAGGUUUUGAAGAACUAUGUGGAGAAUGCAGAGAAGCUGACGGAACAGCUGCUGAAGGCCAUGAAAGCUCUGGAGUACAUAUUCAAGUUUAUAGUGCGUUCCAGGGUCCUCUUCAACCAACUGUAUGAGAACAAAGGAGAAGCAGACUUCAUGGAGUCCUUGAGGAAUCUCUUCACUUCCUUCAAUGACAUGAUGAACAUCAACUCUGAGAACACAGGCAUGGUGAAGGGCGCAGCGUUGAGAUACGUCCCCACCAUCGUGAACGACGUCAAACUGGUCUUCGAUCCCAAGGAGCUCAGGUAGGUUGUCAUCAGGGAAACUGCU
Messenger RNA from Oncorhynchus nerka (sockeye salmon), 552 nucleotides. Its product is annotated as dedicator of cytokinesis protein 1-like. NCBI's taxonomy places the organism in Eukaryota, Metazoa, Chordata, Actinopteri, Salmoniformes, Salmonidae. The coding region runs from base 64 to 531 and encodes 155 amino acids. The record is from RefSeq and is a predicted model, not a curated record. Gene Ontology annotation, biological process: myoblast fusion; cell migration; small GTPase-mediated signal transduction. The transcript has 5 exons. Gene Ontology annotation, molecular function: small GTPase binding; guanyl-nucleotide exchange factor activity. Gene Ontology annotation, cellular component: plasma membrane; cytoplasm.